Molecule: messenger RNA, 2049 nt
Organism: Opisthorchis viverrini
Lineage: Eukaryota; Metazoa; Platyhelminthes; Trematoda; Opisthorchiida; Opisthorchiidae
Exons: 9
Coding region: 263-1507 (414 amino acids)
Biological process (GO): regulation of myoblast differentiation; protein localization to plasma membrane
Cellular component (GO): plasma membrane
Source: RefSeq, a predicted model, not a curated record
AGCGCUACUUCCUUCUGUAGAUCGCGUUACCCGUUUUUGCAGUCCCAGUGAGAGCAUCGAAUCUCAGGCCUUCAAUGGGGAACAUACAUACUGUUGGUCCAAGCGAAGCCUUGGUGAUAUCAGGUGGCUGUUGUGGAACGGAUAAUGUUCGAACAAUCAUUGGCGGUUGGGGUUGGGCGUGGUGGUGCGUCACACAAGUGCAAAAGUACAUUUCGCUUUCGCCUCUACAUUUUUUCCGCAAAACAGGAUUUCCCUAUCUGUGAUGACCCUGAAUCCAAGAUGUGAAAAUGUUGAAACGUCAGAGGGAGUGCCACUCACGGUGACAGGUGUCGCACAAGUUAAGGUGAUGCGGGAUGACAAGCUGCUUCAGGCGGCUUGUGAACAAUUCUUGGGAAAACAGACCCGUGAGAUUCAGAACACCAUCUUACAAACCCUGGAAGGUCAUCUAAGAGCAAUUCUGGGUACCCUGACAGUUGAGGCUAUUUACAGGGGAUUAAUCACAGGCACAGUUCAGGUGACUCGCUGUCUCGCUGCGGAGAAAACGGGAUCUGCGAUGCUUGUGGAUCGCGAUCAGUUUGCCAGUCUCGUUCGCGAGGUGGCUGCUCCAGACGUGGGUCGAAUGGGCAUAGAAAUUCUCAGUUUCACCAUCAAGGACGUCUACGAUCGUGUGGAGUAUUUGGAUUCACUGGGACGCUCUCAAACAGCCGUGGUCAAACGUGACGCGGCAAUAGGCGUUGCUGAAGCGGAACGAGAUGCCGGAAUCAGGGAGGCCGAAUGUGAUCGUGCUCGUCUGGACGUUCGCUACGCAGCUGACACCCAAAUCGCCAACUCGACUCGGGACUACCAGUUACAAAAAGCCAGCUUCGACCAAGAAAUCAAUACGGCGCGAGCUGAGGCCGAAUUGGCCUACAAACUUCAGGCGGCAAAGGAGCAACAAAAGAUCCGAACCGAGGAGGUCAACAUCACCAUUGUGGAACGUCGUAAACAAAUCGAAGUUGAGGAGAAAGAAAUUUUGUGUAGUGAGAAGAAAAUGGAUGCCACAGUUCGACGUCCAGCCGAAGCUGAGGCCUAUCGGUUGCAGCAGGUAGCUGAAGGUAACCGAGCCCGGAAGGUCCUCAUUGCACAGGCCGAAGCCGACGGGAUCAGAGUUCGUGGCCAAGCUACCGCUGUGGCCAUCCAAGCCCGAGGUAAAGCCGAAGCAGAGCGGAUGCGAUUACGUGCAGAUGCCUAUAAUAAAUACGGAGAAGCCGCAACUUUGAGUCUGAUUUUGGACGCACUACCCAAAGUCGCUGCUGAAAUCGCAGCCCCACUUGCCCGUACCAAAGAAAUUGUUGUCAUGGGCGGUGGUUGCGGUGAAGGGACGGCUGGAACGAUUAACCACCUGACUAGCCUUGGUCGAGACUUUGCCACCAUGAUGGGGACUGUGCCACAGGCGAUUCGUGCAUUAACCGAUGUGGACCUGACCAAGACCAUCGCACAAAUCCCUGGAGCCCAGGUUGUCACCUAGACCACUCACUCGCGUAGAGGAGAGUUUGGACAACACCUCUCCUCACUUCCCACUUUCAAUCGACAAUCUCCGACUCCUUUCGGUUUCCACACUUGACUUCCUAAUUUUCACAUCAUUUCGAGCGGGAGCGCCGUUUCGUCACCUAUGGCUCAUGUAAAAACCGCCUUAGCAAACCACCAAAAUCCGAUCGAUUUUUCAUUUUUUUUCUACCUUAUCCCUCAAUCAUACCUACUACUGAUUGGCUAUAACUUUCUAUUUGUUCACAACGCUUGUUUGCUCGCUUUCUUCCACCCUUUUCUAUCCUUGUGUGUAACUUUCUAUAGUCAUGUGUAUGCAAUCCACUAUGGCCAUGCGCCAUCGGUAAUCUCAGGUCCGCGACGCCAGUUGCUAAUUCCUUAGUCGUCUUACGCUGCUUUUGGUGAUACUCCCCCCACCCCCGGAGUGUUGUUAUUAGAUGUCCUGAUGGUUUGAAUUGCAUAAUUAUCCAUUUUACCGAUAUGUAAUAUCCACAACACUAUCCGUUUUUUGUUGCCGUGAAUCCA